Messenger RNA from Dioszegia hungarica, 447 nucleotides. RefSeq lists its product as uncharacterized. The record is from RefSeq and is a predicted model, not a curated record. The coding region runs from base 1 to 447 and encodes 148 amino acids. The transcript is spliced from 3 exons. NCBI's taxonomy places the organism in Eukaryota, Fungi, Basidiomycota, Tremellomycetes, Tremellales, Bulleribasidiaceae.
AUGCUCCCCUCCCUCCGCGCCUUGAACGCCGAAGCAGGCCCCUCCCGCCCCCGCCCACCCCCUUACGUCCCCCGGAACGUCGAACGGACAUAUACCGGGCCCGACCCCGCCUCGCUCCCUCCCAAGCGUGACAGAUCGCAAGCGGAGAAAUACUUUGCGAGGGUGUCGAAUGAGAAUAUACUGCCUAGUAAAUGGAGUAAAGUGAUUGGGAUAGGAGGCUGGGUGGUGGGUGGAUUUGCGGUAGUGUAUAUGGCAUUAUAUGCGGACUUUGGAAAACAUGAGCAUGUCUUCUCACCACUGAGACGAGCGUUCAAAUCAUACACCCACGACCUGGACACGCUCUCACCGGCUGAGCGGUCUGUCCUGGGUAUGGACACUCCACCUCGACCAGCACCCAGUGGCCUAUCAGCGAGUCUUCGCGAACCGACCAAAAAGCCACCAACAUAG